This is a messenger RNA of Frankliniella occidentalis (western flower thrips), 2655 nucleotides long. Its product is annotated as alpha-tubulin N-acetyltransferase 1-like. Lineage: Eukaryota; Metazoa; Arthropoda; Insecta; Thysanoptera; Thripidae. Gene Ontology annotation, molecular function: tubulin N-acetyltransferase activity. The transcript is spliced from 9 exons. Gene Ontology annotation, cellular component: microtubule. Gene Ontology annotation, biological process: alpha-tubulin acetylation. Bases 135 to 1127 code for a protein of 330 amino acids. The record is from RefSeq and is a predicted model, not a curated record.
CAGGUACUGGAAGCUUUCUCCGUUGCCGUGUUACUGUUCUGUUUUCAACUGCUGCGAUUUGCUUUUACCUACCUGAGAGAAAGUGUUCCUAAUUUUGUCCGAAUUUUGUGCACCCUAGUUUCUUAUGCGUUAUAAUGGAAUUUAAUUUUUUCCCCGUGAAUAAUAUAUUCAAAAAUGACAUUACCAUUGUUACCAAGGAAUUGCUGCCUGAAGGCUUUCCAGGAGAUGGAAGUGCUAAAGUAGACUGUGCUAACAAAAUCAAUAUAAUAUUGGAUGAAAUCGGUUGGGCAUCAGCGAAAGCUCAACAGCUUAUUAGACCUAUCACAAGUGGAGCGAAAAUGAAGUUGUCCGAUCAUAUUCUUUAUCUCUUAACUGAUCCAGGGGAUUCUAACGGGAGAGGAAGUGUUGUUGGACUUCUGAAAAUUGGACGCAAAAAACUAUUUAUGUUUGAUCUAGCUGGGUAUCAACAUGAAGUUGAGCCCUUAUGUAUUUUAGACUUUUACAUUCAUGAAUCUAAGCAACGUACUGGCUGUGGAAAGAAACUGUUUGAGUACAUGCUUGAGCAUCAGAAUGUUCGUCCUCAACAAAUGGCAAUAGACCGGCCCUCAGAAAAGUUUCUUUCAUUUCUUUACAAACAUUAUGGACUUGAACAUAUCCUCCCUCAAAUGAACAAUUUUGUUGUUUUCAAUGGGUUCUUUGACCAUGGAUCAGCUGUCAAUAAAUCUGUGGAAACAACUUCUAAAGGAGAGGAAGGUGAUGGCCAAAAAAUUUGCAAUGGAAAUAGCAGCUUGCAAGUGACUCGAAGAGUAAACAAUCAGAUGUCAUCUGUUAAGUCAACAAACAGGAACAGUGCAUAUGAUAUAGCAUCUAGAAGUGCUGGACGAUUUUCAGCAUACAAGCCAGAGUCAACAAUGGGAAUGAUUCUACAUGAUGGUAUCAGUCAGAGCACACCAAGAAGCGAAGAUCAGGAUGCACUAAAUGGCAGUAGCGAGCACACCACAAUCAUAGCUGGAGAAGCCAAUUCAUCGUCUCAAGAGGCAACGUGUUCUACAGGCUUUCACCAGCCAAAAUGUGUCGAUAAAAUAUCAGAAGAUAAAUCUGCAUACCGACACUCUCGCCUAUGGUAGCUUAGGUUAUGCACCACGUUUGUAAUGUACUUUUUCAUCAUACCAUAACUCACAGUGCAAUUUUCUGUUCUAUACUGUAUUUUUAAUUGAGCACAUAUUUUUAGUCUUUUUCACUGGCAUAAGGUAGGUAAUGGGCCAGUUUUAAUACCACACUUCAAUAACUUAAAUCAAUCAUAUUGGGACAUUCAUAGAGUGAGGUUUUUGCAUUCCCUAAAUAUUUAUGAUAUAGAGAUGGUAAUGGAUGACUUUCAACUUAAGACUGCUCUCUAUCCUUCUUCUUCUCUCUCCAAUACUCAACAUGAAUUUCAUUGUUAAAUUGUUUUGUUCUUUUUGAAAACCUUAAGUAUGCAGGAAGUGUACUGUAUCUGUAGGUUUUGGUGCUGACUGUGAUCUUACUAGUGAACCUCAGUAUUACAUCUACAUUAAUGUUUUAUCAAAGACAUAGUUGGUAAUAUUUGUAAUUUGGCACUUUGGUCUUCCAGGUUUUAUUGCUCUUUUAUAAAAACCAAUAACAUGUCUUAAACAUGUUUUCCUUUCUUGUUUGUGAAAUGUGAGUUAGGAACCAUUCGUAAUUUCCUCUCACAAUCCCACACAAAUCAUUGGCUAUAUUUUUUUUGUUUACUUUCCCUGCCAAUCCCCUUUUAAAUAAAUUCUGUGUUAAACAUAUCGUCAAAACAUGAAUCAGAAUUAACCAGAUGGUUGUUGUUUUGUCUGUGAUAGCUUUGUUAAAAUUUAACUAUUGUCUGAAAGUUAAUUGUUGAAAAUAUACUUUGUACUAUUUAUUGAAUGUUAUUGGAGAAGAAUCUUUUAUACUGUUUUUAUGAAUUGUUAUAUUUAUAUGUAGCACUAUGAUAAGUUUUGCUAUGUCAAACUCUCAGGGUCAGCUCAAUCCAUGGAAUCAUAAAUUAUUUUAAGUUUUGUACUGGUAUUGGGUGUGAAUUUUGCACGCAGCUGUUAAGUCUAUGACUUGGUCAGCCAUAGUUUAUUUAACAAUUAACUUCAACGCCAGGAGAUGAAUUGAAACCUCUUGAGUGUUGUGUUAAUGCUGGUGACUCACUUCUUAAAUCAAAAUUUAAAUUGAGAGCCUUUCUUUCCUUAGAAUUUUGUCUUUUGUGAUAUGAACCAGCUCUUAGAAGUCCAUUGUUGAUGGAAAAAUAAAUGAAAAUUCAAAAGUACAUAAUGACUAAAUUUGAAAGACCAACUGUCUCUGUGAAAUGCCUUUCACAUUGCCUUAGAAUAUGUAUUGCUUCAUUGUUUAUUAUCUUAUUUGGUUGUUAGAAGUUAUGGUCUUUUGUUCUCCUGAAACAGCAGAAAACUUUGCUUGUAGAGUUGUUAGGAAGCCUCACUGUUUAUUGAGCGUUACAGCCAAUACCAGAUGUAUAAGUAAAUGGUUGUGGUGUACGUACCUAUGUCAUAUUUUCAUGUUAGAUCAUGCUAUGUGGAUUUCUUACACGCUUAACUUAGAAAUGAAGUUUCAUAUUCACCUAUCUUUUAUACAAUGAUCAUAAAGGCACCUGUAGGUUAGUGA